Molecule: messenger RNA, 4131 nt
Organism: Didymodactylos carnosus
Lineage: Eukaryota; Metazoa; Rotifera; Eurotatoria; Philodinida; Philodinidae
Source: the annotation of a GenBank genome assembly
AUGCGGACUUCACCUUUAACAUGUUUUACUGAAUGUAUCGAUAUAAGAAUGAAAACAAUAUGUUUGGAUUGGCGUGAUGUAUGUGAUGGCAAAAUUGAUUGUUUAGAUGCACAGGAUGAAUACAGUUGUUUGGAACUUGAAAAACAUCAAUGUAAUAAUGAAACAGAAUAUCGUUGUCGAUUGGGCACAUGCGUUCCAAAACGUUUUACAUUUGACUUUGUAUUAGACUGUACAGAUGGAAGCGAUGAACAACUUGUGACGAAUGCUCCCUUAUUUGGAACAUAUUGUGCAUUAAACCAGUCUGUUACAUGCGAAGAAUAUCAUUGUGGAUGGAAUUCAUUUUCCUGUGGAGACGGUCAGUGUACACGAUUUCCUUUGAUGUAUCGAAAAUGUUGGAAUUAUCGAGAUCUAAUUUAUUUUAUUAAUAUGUCAGAUACAACGGACAAUGAUCGUUGUAAUGAUUAUAUGAUGUGUGCAUUAUUCGGUCACGAUCAUUAUUAUAAUAGCCCGAUUGAUUGUGAUUAUGAUCAAUGUGAUAUUUUACUUGAAUCUCAUUGUUCAGAAACAGUUCUAUAUCCUCCACACAAUGCGUUUGCUUAUCCGUCUAUUCGAUUGAAAUAUAUUGUCAAAAGACAUAUGAUGAAUUGGAAAGAAAAUAUUACACCAGCUUACAUUUGUUAUGAUGAAAUAUUAUGUCAUGAAUCAUUUACAUCCACAUUCUUCUUUGGUAAUUUAUCCUGUAACCUCUUCGAAGAAUUUGGUCUAGCACAUAGAAUAUAUGCGAGAAGUGAUUGGAAUUAUCGAUUACGAGAUAUUGAAAAAUUAUUUUCUGUUUGUUCUACAAAUAAUAAUUGUUCAAAUGAUAAUCAAAAACGUUUAUUUUCUUGUACGAACGCUCAUAACAGUAGUUGUAUACCUAAAGAACGUUUACUUGAUUUCUCAAUAGAUUGUCCAAAUCAGAAUGGUGAAUCAAGUUUAUUGAACACGUGUAAGAUGAAUUUAUCCAGUCGUUUUCGGUGUUUUUCUACAGAUAAUUGUAUUCCAAGAAAAUUUUUAGUGGGCGGUUUCCCUCAUUGUCCAGAUGAAUCAGAUGAAAUAUAUUUUAAAAUUAGAUGUUACGAAAGAGAUGAUUUAGGAUGUCAGUGGAUACGUGAUACAAUCAAAAAUGCUUAUAAUUUCGUAUUUCGUAAAGUAUGUGAUGGUAUCAUUGAUAUAACAAUCGGAAAUAUGACUGAUGAAAGCGAUUGUGAAUUAUUACCCUGCGAAACAAGUUUUACAAGAUCACAUCACCAAGCUAUUUUACCAUGUAAUGCUGAUGAAUAUUACUGCAUAAGAAAUGAUUAUGAUAAUCUGACUUGUUAUAAUUCGAAAUUAGCUGCUGUUGGUGUUAAUAAUUGCUUAGGCAAUAUUGAUGAACGUGCUUUUGGUUUUUGUCGUGAAAAGUAUCAGUCGUCUGAUACUCCCGGACGAUUUCAUUGUCGGAACAGUACAACUUGCUUGACACCUAUUGAACUAUGUGAUGGUGUAAAACAUUGUGAUCAUGGAGACGCUGAGGAAUUAUUGUGUAAUUGGUUACAGAAAUAUAAAGUACCACCUAGAUAUUUUGUAUGUAAAAAUGGCGAUAUGAUACUGCAGACUUACCGAUGUGAUUUUGAAUUUGAUUGUGACGAAGGCGAAGAUGAAUGGUUUUGUGAUGUAUCCGACGAAGUAAUUCAGACGAUUUAUGGAGCAGUGAUGAGGCCCGAGUCGUCGAUGUUAUAUUUUAAUCCAUAUCCUGUUCUUGACACAUCAACGAUCAUGAAUGUUGUAUCAACGGAAUUAAAGUCCAUUGUUGAGACAGAAUCGUUUGAUACACCAGUAACAUUAUUUAAACCGAGAACAGUUAUAAGACUGGUCUUUUAUUUAAUAAACAAUAGCACUGAUGAAGAAGGUGAAUUUGUCAUUCAUUCUGAACAGAUCACUCAUAUGCCUUAUAGCUAUUCAACUAACAAAUAUUUUCUCUAUUUAUUGUAUCUCCGGAAAACACCAACAAAAGAUAAUUAUUAUGUAAGAACUGAUGCUUUUCUUUUAACAACAUCUAAUGUUAUGUUCAUUGCUACCUGGUAUCAUCGUCUUGUCUUUCCGUUUUUACCAAUUCGGCGACUUGCACUAAAACUUGUGCUGCAGGAAGAGCACAGUAAUGAAUUAUGUGAAAGAAGAGCAAAAUGUCUGCAUGGUACAUGUGUGCCAUUUCAAAAUCUACAUGAUAAGUAUUUUUGUAAAUGCAACACGGGUUGGUCAGGUUUAUAUUGUGAUCAAGUAGAUAAUGUGUGUAAAAAGGAUAUUUGUGCUUUAAAUGCAUUUUGUAUUAAUCAGUUAACAACAACAAGACCCAUAUGUAUUUGUCCAUUGGGUCAGACGGGUCCAACAUGUUGUGUUAGGGAUUUGCAAUGUGAAGUAAAUCCAUGUUACAACGGUGGUACUUGUAUUCCAUUAGACAGUAGAUCAUCAAAAGAGAAUACAUUUGUAUGUGUAUGUCAAAAAGAAUUUACAGGCAGUCAAUGUCAACAACCAUGUAAGAAAAUGAAUAUAUAUUUUAAUCAAACUUUAACCGAUGCUGUUGUAAACUCGAUUCCUGUCGUUGCAAUACAUUUUGUUUCGGUUUCACAUACCCCUGUUGGUCAAGAAGAUCAAACACCUGUUAUGAAGCAAUACUAUCGCUUUAUAUUCACAGACGUUCAUGUAGGAACAUACAUGCCAACUAUCUAUUAUGAUGUUAUUGGAAAAAUUGAUGCUAGUUUUAUACAAAUAUUUGAAGACACACAAAAUUCAUAUGGUAAAUGCUAUCUAGUUGCCUUAUACAAUGAUACUAAAAAGCAAAUAAAUUCUUUAAACACAAGUGUUAUUGAACAAAACCGUUGUCCAUACAUUAAUGAAUGCUUUAAUGAUUCAGUAGUCAAUUCCUUUCAGUUAAAUCGUGCAAAAUAUUAUCAAUUACCCUGUCAAGAAAAUCGUAAAUUAGUAUUUAUGUGUUUAUGUGAUCGAACUCAUUCAACCGAGUGUUUUUUGUUUGGUCAUAAUAAAGGUCAAUGUACGGGUGUUAACUAUUGUAUUAAUGAUGGUCUAUAUUGUUAUUAUGGGAGCUUAUGUCAAUUUACGACAUCCGAUUAUAUGUUAUCAAUUGAUUCAUUAAUUGGACCCGACAUACGAACAAACGUAACAACUCUCAAACAACAAUUGUCUAUUGUUAAAGUUUAUUUAGGAUUGAGUAUAGUGUUAAUCAUAAUCGGAAGUAUUUUAAAUUUGUUAUCAUUUAUGACAUUCUGUCAAAGGAAAACACGUGAAGUCGGAUGUGGUAUCUAUUUAUUAUGUUCAUCUGUUAUCAAUCAAAUUAGUUUAUGUAUAUAUUUUUCAAAAUUUCUCUAUCUAUUACAAAUACAAAUGUUUAACAAAAGAAAUAUCUAUGCUUGCGUUAUAUUAGAGUAUUUAAUACGUGUGCUUCCAUCAGUCUGUGAUUAUAUAAAUGCAUUUGUAACAGUUGAAUGUGCUUAUACUCUCGGUAUUCGUGGUACAAUAUUCCAAAAACAACGAACAAAACGUGUUGCUAAAAUUUUGAUUAUUCUAUUAUUUGCUGUUCACAUGUCCAGUUGGAUUCAUGAACCAUUGAACCGCCAAUUACUUGAAGAUCCACGUAUCAAUGGUGGACGUGCAUGGUGUGUGCUGAAUCUGAAUGGCAAUCGUUUAUUAAGAGUCUAUAAUUCAGCACUGACCAUCGCCCAUUAUAUGAUACCAUUUAUUCUUAAUUUAACCAGUGCAUUAAUUAUAUUAAUUAGUACAUCACGAAAAAAAUCUGAUGCUAGACAUCUGAAAUAUACUACAGUACUAAAAAACCAACUUAGUGAACAUAAAGAUUUACUAAUAAGUCCAAUUAUCUUAUUAUUAUUGGCAUUGCCACGUUUAAUAUUUACAUUUGCAUUCAGUUGCAUUCAUCAAAACGCAUGGCAAAAAUAUUUUUUACUAUUCGGUUAUUUACUUUCAUUUGUACCCCAAACAGCAACAUUUCUAAUGUUAGUGUUAACAUCACAAUUAUAUAAACAAGAAUUUUGCAAAUUUGUUAAGCGGCAGAUAAAACGUCGUGAUCGACAACAAUAA